UGCCAGAACUGUUCAUUUUCUCUUUCAAUACUUUUAGGGCAACGAAGUAAAUGCUGUAUCACUCUUUUUCUGAGGAGGAAAAGUAGGUCUGGAAGGGGCAAAACACUUGCUCAAGAUCAAAGGGGCCAGCAAGCAGCAACGUAGUGGGGCACGGGCCAGAGUUAAGGGUCACCGCACCCUCCCACUUCCUUUCUGGGACCCAGGGGUGUGAGGCGUGUGUGCUUUGUUCCUCUCCUGCACUCGUGCAGCACUGGCCCUGCCUCUCUGUCUGCUCUCUGCCUUGCAGGGUUGCCAUCUAAACCCGGAUCCCAGCUCCCACCAGCGCUUCUGGGGACGAAUUCCCCGAUUGUGGUGACUCAGAAGCUGAGCCAGACCAAGCGAGACCCUAUGACCUGGUUUGUGACGCCUGAGACCUCUUCUAGGCACACUUGGGUUGCCAUCAGCAUCUUACAGACUGUUUAGAACCUAAGAAAUGACCUCAGGGUGUGGAUGGGGUGACCAUCGCUGACACCCUUUUCUAACAAAUCUGGGGCAGAAACCGGCUGGACAGAUCUGUCAUCGCCUUAGCGGGGACAAGAACAGGAUCUUCCUUCUCUGUGCAGAACUCUAAAGAGGUAGAUCCAUCCCUGUGCCUUGUAUACACCGUGUGAGGACACAAGAGGGAGGUGUGUUAACGUUAGGGGUCUUCAGAGAAGGGGCAUGGGUAGUUCCCUCGUAAGCAGCAGAAUGAACAGUGUCAUUGCACUCAUUUUACGAAGUGGUGGCCUCUGCGCCUGCGCACCAGGUGGGGCGUUGGGGGAGUGGUUUGGUCGCACAGUCUGGGGCGCUGGGGUGCGCCUGCGCACAACUUGACUUCCUGCGCUUUUUGUGAGGUCCGCCAUAGCUUCUGGGCAGUCUCCUCGACCGUUGACCGAGGCUGACCGUUGACUGAGGCGACAGAAUCUGAGGGUAAAAGUAGCGUAUGGGGUUGGUAGGAGAGCCAAGAAAGGAAAGACUAUGCUGUCGCUAGUUCCCAAACUGCCCCAUUCCCUGGGUGAGGAGAGAAUGUUGUAAGAGAGCAUGAGCCCCAACUGGAACCCCCAACUCUCCAAAAGUGGGCAAAAUAGCCCCUCUAGGCCUCUCUCUGAAGAAGUUGUGUUUGGGGGCGCUGUGUGUGUGUGUGUGUGUGUGUGCACACGUGCGAGUGCUUGGAUUUGUAAACUGAGCAAACUUGGCUUAUUGAUGUCGCCAGCCACACUGAUGCCAUUUGUUGAUGCCAUUCGGGCCCAGAAGCAAGGGUGGGGGCAACUCAGACAGUGGUGCAGGGGGUGGAUGUUGAACUUUCCUGUGUUUAUUUUAUUUGCACGAUACACAGAAACUUAGUAGCCCUUGUAAGCACCCUCUGGGUUUAGGAUGUGAGUUGCAUUGGUAUUUCAAAGUGCGGAGAGAAAGUAUGAACCUCUGUUUUGGUUCCUAGAAUGGCACGAAGAGUAUUUUCUAACGGGCCUACUAGAUGCAGCUUCAAGCACAAGAUAUGAGACCAAGCAGAGGCAGUCGCGGCCCUGUGUUUUCCAAGUCGUAUUUCUAUCAAAGAUAUUUGGAAAUCAGUAUUUACCUCAGUAUGAUUUGCAUUGUUACUUAGGUGUAUUCACGUGUGUUGUAAAAGAAAAAAACACAGGAAAACUUGUUUCACUUGUUGAAGUUGUAGACACUGAGUGGAGACAUCGUUUCAGUUAUUGUGGGUGUUAGGCGAGGCCGUGGUCUUUGGCAUUGCACGACCCAGAGAUCUCAGACUGAGGGCCCGAACGGACGACGCGCACAGUGUCUAUAAGGGGGAGGCCGCGUGCUCUCGCAUGCUAGUCAGCGGUGGGCACGUCACCUCCCAGCCUUCCGAGCAUGCGCGUUUGCCAGUGCUGUGGUGCUUGGCCCUCUGCCUCCGCCUGGGUGGGAGCUGUUCUCCGCGGGGGUCGUUAGUUCCGAGACCGAUUACGUAGACUGUGUGAACUUCCUGCAUGUUCAGGAGGCAGGGUCUUAGCCACCCCAGUCUUAAGCUUGUUUUGAACAGAGCUGACAGACAGUUUAUGUUGUUAGUUCUUAAUCAGAAGCAAGAGACUCUGUACAGUGUUCACAUGAUCGCAUCUGAAACUGUAGUUUUAAAUCUUGAUUUCAGUAAUUACUAGGCUCAGAAUUUGACCUUGUUGAGAGAAUAUGAGCUACAAAUUUCUUUCUCUGAAGGUGUAGUCAAGUGACUUCUUGUUGUAAAUUUGGAGUGUUACAGAAAAAGUUAUAGACUCUGAUUUUGAAGGAAAUGAAGAGAAACCUAAAUGAAAGUUCAACUCGAAGUACAGCAGGCUGUUUGCCUGUACCAUUGUUCAAUCAGAAAAAGAGGACUAGACAGCCAUUAACUUCCAAUCCACUUAAAAAUGAUCCAGGUAUCAGUACUACUUCCGACAGUUAUGAUUUCCCUUCUCUACCAACAGAUUGGGCCUGGGAAGCAGUGAAUCCAGAGUUGCCUCCUUCAACGACAACAAUGAACACAGGGCAAAUACCAUAUUCUGUUUCUCAUCCUCUGAGAAGUCAAGAUUCUGUGUUUAAGUCUACUCAGUCGAAUACUGAGGGGAACAAGAAUGGUUGGAGCUACAAAGGUGGCAACAAAAAUACCAGCUUGAAAACCUGGGAUAGAAAUGAUUUUAGGCCUCAAUGCAAAAGAACCAACCUAUUGGCAAAUGAUGGAAUAAAUUCUCGUCCAAUGAAUUUGGAAGUGCAACAGCAGAAACAAUUAAGAGUAUCUCAACCUCCUAACUUAUCUCACCAAAGACAAAGUGAAGUACUCAAACAAAUACAUUCCUCAAAAACAUCUGGCUCCACAAUGAGAAGUCUAGACAAAGACAGUGCAUCACAGUCUUUUAUGUCCAUUUUCCAACAAAAUCAAUUUAAGAAAAAAAAGUUAGAUGAUAUUCCAGAAGAAACCUCUCUCAAGAGUGCCUCAUUCUACCACUUAAAGUUUAAGGAAAAAGAGAAUUCUUUAAGAAUUAUAUCUGCAGUUAUUGAAAGCAUGAAGUACUGGCGUGAACAUGCUCCCCAAACUGUACUCCUUUUUGAAAUACUGGCUGUUCUCGAUUCAGCUGUUACACCUGGACCAUAUUAUUCUAAAACUUUUCUUAUGAGGGAUGGGAAAAAUACUCUGCCUUGUAUAUUUUAUGAAAUAGAUCGUGAACUUCCAAGACUGAUUAGAGGCCGAGUUUAUAGGUGUGUUGGAAACUAUGACCAGAAAAAGAAUAUUUUCAAAUGUGUUUCUGUUAGAUCGGCAUCUGUUUCUGAACAAAAAACUUUCCAAGCAUUUGUCAAAAUUGUAGAUACUGAGAUGAAGUAUUAUACCAAUGUAAUGAAUGAAAUGUAAAUAGUGAUAAGUUUAAACACUAUAACUUAAAGCACUUUUUCUGUUAUUGUUUAAAUUACUAUCUCCAUGGUUUUAUAGCUGUUGCUUUUCUGUAAUUCACUUGUUUUAAUUAAAAUAUUUAAAUUAUUUUCAGUGUGUGAAGAAUUUUUGAAAAAUAAUUUUACUGUCUUUAUAAAAAUGGUACAUUUGCUAAAAUUCAACCAUUUCAAAUAAAAAUGCUCAAUGUAAUGGAAAUAGACCCUUAUUUAACAUGAGAUAAUAAUUUGAGUCAGCCCAAAGGCCAACAUCAAGCUUAAUGGGGAAAUAUAGAGACAUUUCCACUAAAGUCAGGAACAAGCAGACAAGGUGACCACUAUUAGUACUAUUACUAAGCACUGUCCUGGAACUGCUAGUCAAUGCAGUUCAUUUAAUUACUUCAAAUAUUUAGU
Phyllostomus discolor (pale spear-nosed bat) is the source of this 3807-nucleotide messenger RNA. It is a transcript of the gene SPATA22, whose product is annotated as spermatogenesis associated 22. The record is from RefSeq and is a predicted model, not a curated record. Lineage: Eukaryota; Metazoa; Chordata; Mammalia; Chiroptera; Phyllostomidae. The coding region runs from base 2288 to 3379 and encodes 363 amino acids. The transcript is spliced from 8 exons. Gene Ontology annotation, biological process: homologous chromosome pairing at meiosis; meiotic DNA repair synthesis; regulation of meiotic cell cycle.